AUCAAACGAGCCAAUCACGGCGCACGUAACCGCGCACACACAGACAGUGAAAGAGCUCGUGCUCCGUUAGAGACUGAAGCCUGCUCGUGAGAACAAUGGGAGUAACCGUCGAGACCAUUAGACCCGGAGAUGGAAAGACCUUUCCCCAGAAAGGAUCGAAAGUUACCGUGCACUACGUCGGCACGUUGACGAAUGGAGCGCAGUUCGACUCUUCCAGGAAGCGGGGGAAGCCCUUUGAGUUCAACAUCGGACAGAGUCAAGUCAUUCGUGCUUGGGAUGAAGGUGUAGCUCAGAUGAGCGUUGGCCAGCUGGCCAGGUUGACCUGCUCUCCGGACUACGCGUACGGCGAGAGAGGAUUCCCGCCCCUCAUCCCAGCGAAUUCCACUCUCAUCUUUGAAGUGGAGCUGUUGCGCUGCUGAGUGUUUUUAAAGUUUCUCAUUCCACCCACAUCUUUGACACAAAUAAUGGUUUGAUUAAAGGUGCUGUCAGUAGCAUUUCUAAACAUUAAUAAAUCAUUGUAGAAAAAUUGCUGAUAUCUUGGUAUGAUUGACACAAGUGGAGAGAAAAAACACACAGGACCGUCAUAAUCCAGAUGUAUUGUUGGUGCUAAGAUAACACUUGGACCAAAUCCAUGAAGAAAUCAUACAACAUUUUGGAUUUAUUUUUUAUUUUUUAUGUGGCCUAUAUUCUUACAAUUGUCUGAAAAAAUCUAUGGCUUAUCCUUCAGCUGUAAGAUAGCACAUCAGAUACAUCAUGAGAUAAGAGCAAACGACACAUGAACAUUAGAAAGGUGUUCAUAAAUCUAUUUCAGGGUCUGGAAAGUAACGAAAUGAUCAUCGGUGUGAAAAAUGCACGUGAAACACCUUUUUAAUGAAGCGCUUAUUUGUGUUUUCAAGCCUGUAUCUAUCCCAUUGAGGUGGCUGUUUUGAAACUUUGACACAAUGUAAAGCAGCACUCCCUGUUUGUGUUUCCAUUUCUGGUGUGAGGAACAGAUUUUGAAUCCCAUCCCUUGUACUAUGUUCUUGGGUUCUUUUUGUUAAGGUCCUCAAGUGUCCUUGUAUUGUGGCAUCAUGUUUCUGUGGUGUUUUAUUUCAUUAUUGUGCCAUCCUUAAAAAAUUGUCCUAUCAGUGGGUAUUCCAUUAAAAAGAAAGAAUCCAA
Molecule: messenger RNA, 1158 nt
Organism: Larimichthys crocea (large yellow croaker)
Lineage: Eukaryota; Metazoa; Chordata; Actinopteri; Sciaenidae
Product: FK506-binding protein 1
Exons: 4
Coding region: 96-419 (107 amino acids)
Biological process (GO): protein peptidyl-prolyl isomerization
Cellular component (GO): cytoplasm
Molecular function (GO): peptidyl-prolyl cis-trans isomerase activity
Source: RefSeq, a predicted model, not a curated record